UUAAUGACCUCGCGUACUGUUUAGUGCGGAAGUAGGCAGUGCGCUAGUGAGCGUAGUCAGAGAUUGAACUUGAGUAGCGCUGCUUUGUCGCUUUACACUCCGAGUGUGCUGCCCGAGAGUCAGCAGGGAGUUUUGUAGACCUUGGACUGUGCAGAAGGCGAAGAAAAGCAGCACAGACUGUCCUUUCCUACUAGCCUUCAGCUUUUGGAUUUACUUUUGGAGAUGCUGAACCGAGUCCUAGGUGUUAAGAAGGAGGACUUCCAGGCGCCAGACUAAGCAAGCCAACCAUUACCUACCUCUUAUUCCUGCUCUCCAGUGGUUUCUGACUCCAGUUUCCAAGCACCAUGGCGUUUUUAAUGAAGAAGAAGAAGUUCAAGUUCCACGUUCAUUUCACUCUAGAAGAGCUGACGGCUGUGCCGUUUAUCAACGGGAUGCUCUUCUGCAAAAUCCGGCUUUUGGAAGGGGGAGACUUUGUCAUGUGUUCAUCUAGGCAAGAGGUGCAGGAGAACUGUGUUCGCUGGCGAAAGAAGUUCUCCUUCGUGUGCAAGAUGAGUGCUAAUCCUACGACGGGGGUGCUGGACCCCUGCAUCUGCCGAGUGUCUGUGCGAAAGGAACUGAAGGGCGGAAAGUCUUUCUCAAAGCUGGGCUUUGCUGACCUCAACAUGGCGGAGUUUGCGGGUUCAGGCUCCACCGUGCGCUGCUGUAUCCUGGAGGGCUACGACACCAAGAACACUCGGCAGGACAACUCCAUUCUGAAGGUCACUAUUGGGAUGACUCUUCUCUCCGGGGAUCCUUGCUUUAAAACGCCUCCAAGUACAGCUAAAAACACAGCACUCGCUGGUCAGGACCCGUCUCUACAGCUGGACUGUAAGGGAGAGGGCACUGGCAAUAACCCGACUCCACCCACAGGCAUCAGCCCGGGAAUCAGCUCCAGCCGCACACACAAACCCAGAACCUCUAUGCCCUGCUCAGGUCUGCCAGAAAUGUUAGACGAGAACCUCUCACCAGAAGAGGUGUUUCACACAGGCCACUCGAGGAAUUCCAGCUAUGCCAGCCAACAGAGCAAAGUUUCAGGCUACAGCACAGAGCACUCGGGCUCGUCCAGCCUGACAGACCUGAGCCAGCACCGGAGGAACACAUCCACCAGCAGCAGCAAUGCUUCAGCCGGGACCACCACGGCUACUGAAAGCCCAGCAGAGCCGGACAAAGAGCCGGUGAAACCCGAGAAGCCUCCUCGCCCCCCGAGGCCUGCCAUACUCACUAACCGACCUUCUAGGAGAAAGAAGGACUCUGUGGAGAACCACCCCACCUGGGUGGAUGACACGCGCAUCGACGCUGAUGACAUCGUGGAGAAGAUCGUCCAGAGUCAGGACUUUGCUGAUGUCAGCAACAAUGAGGAUAGCAAUUUGCAACUGUUUGUCAGUCGGGAUGGUACCACUGCUCUUAGCGGCAUCCAGCUGGGCAACAGGGUGUCAGCGGGGGUGUUUGAGCCUGUCGUGAUUGAGAGUCAUUAGUGGUAUCAGUCACACUCCUCCUGAAAUAUGAAAGAUGGCCAAAAUAAGUGAGGAUGACAGAGAAGACAGAGGGGAAGUCCAGCAUCGCACUAGCAAGAUGUUUUGCUACUUACAUUCUUUUUAUUGUCUUCACCGAUCAGUUUAUUCACAUGCUAUGAUGAUAACACCGAAAAUCCUACAUUGUAUUAUACGCAAACGGUGGUGGGUGGUUUUUUAUUAGUAUUAUUAUUAUUAUUAUUACUAUUAUUAUUAUCAUUAUUAUUAUUAUUAUUAUUAGCCACGUAAUCAGAAAGAUGUGUUACUGACACCCUAUUUGCAAGUAAACAAACUACUUGAAAUACCUGAAGUAGUCGCACACUGUGAAAAACUGUCUUUGGCCUAGGAAACAUCGUAUUUAUGGCCUAAACGGCAGCCCUUAGGAUUUUUAAGUAGUAAUACGAUUCAUAUUUGGUUAGCCUUUCCGAUAUUAUUUAAUGGUUCCGAUCUGUGUUUUCCUUCUUCCAGAUUUGUUUUUCUGAACAUUUGUUUUGCCUGCGUUACAGACCACUAAAACGUGUUCAGAGUCUUAGCAUUUAUAUUCUGCUUUACUUAACCACUACCUUUUAAAAAGGAAAAUUCCUUUUUUUUUUUUUAAAUAAAGAAAACUGCAUGUUUAGCAGUGGUUUAAAAACAUUUUUUCUUGAUUGCAUGCUUUUAAAGUAAGAUAUAUUACAUUAAUUACCCACUGAAGGUUUCCACAGGGCAUAAAACCCUUUAGUUUCAGAUGGUUUCAGAUUUUUGUGUGUCCACUAUUAUAUCAGUGAAUAUUUUAACAUACUUACUGAAUAUUUAAACCUAAAAUCCUGAUCUAUGAGAUUAAUAACUUGUGUUUUCGGUGUACUGGCUUAAACAGACACCUGAAUUAUGAGUCAAACAUUUGGAUAUCUUUCGAUUAUAUAGGUAGUGUACGUCUCUGGCAAAUUUCUCAGUAUUUUUAUACACCACUUUCUCCAGAUUCAGUAAGGGAAGUGUUCAGAGUGAAAUGUAAAUUCAGUGCCAAAAUCUAUAUUUAGCACCGAUAUUUAAAUUUUUGACUCAUUACUAACGCAAUAGGCAAGACACCUGAAACUGCACCUUUCUGCUUUUUCGGAUAAAGUAGCUCUUAGAGUAAACCUGAGUAAAAUUCACCCAGCAGAAAAGCCAAUUCACUGAAGGGGAAAGGACAGAAUAUAAGAGUAUUUAUAAUUUGUUGCUAGUAACGGUUACUUUCGCUUUGUGUUGACUUCAUCUGUUUGAAAUUUGACCUGUGAAUUUAUGAGCCUCAAUUUUUUUUUUUUCCAAUUUCUUUAAAUUGAAAUAGGAGCGCAGGAACAUGGGAACAUGUGACCAUCUUGGGUGUAACUCAAUUCACUGUUCUUGCUAGAUAGAUCAGUUGUCUUGCAAGUUUACACACUGAGCAUGUAUAGAAAAGCAUCAUAACCAGCGUAGUAGGAAUGUCUUUAUCAGGUCUUAAACGAAUCAUUAGAUAUAAUAACUUUUCGAAAAUAUUGCGUCGCUAAAACAAGUUUUCACUUUAAAGACAGAUUUGCUGGUUUUUAUGCCCUGUGGAAGCCUUUGUGGGUGAUUUUUGUGCAAUAUUUUACUUGAAGAAAAUCAUCCAAAUUGUUUUGAACCAUUGCAGAGUAUUCAUAAAAUAUGGUUUUGCUAUUAGUUGGAAUUUUCAAACCAUAUGACAAAAAGAUGAAUAGACACAUAGAGGUGUAUGGCUGGCCAUACCAAAACAUAUCAGAUUCAGGUUAACAAGCUUCUAGCCAUUCCUCCAUAGAUUACGGCCUUCUGACAUGUUUUUGUUGUGUGUGUGUGUGUGUGUGUGUGUGUGUGUGUGUGUGUGUGUGUGUGUGUGUGUGCGCGCGUGUAUGUGUGUUGGGGUAUUAGAGCUUUCAUACUCGUGACUCAUAUGUUCUCCAGCUGGCCUGGGGAAUCCCACUAAAGGUCAGAUUUCUUCAUAUCCAUACUCUCCAUCUCCAUCAGCAUACACACUCAUCCAGCUCUUCUUCGCUUGUAUAUGUUUGUGCUGCAGGAUUCAGCCGUGCAUACAAGUGUUAAUCAAGUAUUAGAAUUGUACUGCCGUGCAGUGCACAGAAUGUCCUCGUCAUUCUCCUAUCGAUUUUUGCUCCAUUUUUAACACAGAACGUGCCAAUAGUGCUGUAAGGAAAUGCGUUUAUCAUUGCGGAGCAGAAACCCGUGAGCUUGUGUGCAGCAUAAUAGAAUGCAUGUGAGUGGACACAUGGAGGAUGUGGCUUGAAAAACUGGCCUUGUUUUGCAGGCUUAGAUCAGAGCAAAUGACUCAUAAUCACGCCACUAAACUUGGCAACAGCCUUCGCGUCUCCCACUGCACCUGGUGUGCGUCCAGAGACAGAGGAGCUUUUCCCCGUCUGUGUUAGUGUGUGUGUGUGUGUGUGUUAGUGUGUGUGUGUGUUAGUGUGUGUGUGUGUUAGUGUGUGUGUGUGUUAGUGUGUGUGUGUGUGUGUGUGUUAGUGUGUGUGUUAGUGUUUUAAAAGUCUGUGUACUGUUUUGUUUUCAGUUUGAAUGAGCUAACCAUGAUGUUUGUCAUGGAGAAAAAUCAUCUCAGUUGAUCUGAGAUGACGUACAGAGUAGAAAACUUUGCACAUUUUCGUUCCCUUAUCUUUACAAAUAAAAGUGCAAUGUAGGCUUGAUUCAAGGAUUAUUUCAUGCUUUAAUACUUUAACAUGUGAUUCCAAGCUGUAGCGAAAUUUGACAAACACAAGAUAUUUCCUACAUUUGUGUAAGGAAUUCUAUAUUAAAGAUUGCUCCAUGGAUUGCUCCUGACAAAUAACAAACUCUUUCAUUAUAAUAUUUCACAGUUCAGUUGACUAAGAGUCCCUACAAACAAGUCCAUACAGCUGUGACAAAAUCAGUUAAAAUCAUUUUCUCAGGUUCUUCAUUAUACUUCACAUUCAGAGAAAUAAAAGUACAAGAAAUGGAACUAUUUUUGGUUUUCUAAAGAUCCUUUUGAUCGAUGGAUGGAUAGAAAUGUUCUUUAUUAUUAUGUUCUUGAUUAUUCAGUUUAUCGUGGUGAAAAGAAUUGCUAAAGAAUCAUGGGGCGAAAUGUUGUAAAGGAAAUGAAAAAAAUGGUUCUUCUUACGGCACAUCUUUGUUCCCCAGACAAAAAAUUUGUCACAUGUCAUUUCCUUUCGAAUAAAAACAGCAGAUGACCACUUUGACAUAUGAAUCUGGAAUGAUUGACAUUUGCCUAAGUUUUUUGAACUCCGUGUGUGCAAUCUGUUGACGUUGUACAAUAACGCACUACUGUUGGUGGAUGUGACUAAAUUUUUUGUCCAGGGAACAAAUAUAAAGUACAUUACAAUUAGAUAAGUGCAUUUGUGCAGGAUGCCUAAUUUAUAUCAAGGGAACUUAUUUUCCAAAUGAUCUUUAAACUCUUGUCAUGCCACACACUUUCUGAUUCCUACAUCUAUUUGCAGCACAGUCUGUCACUCUCUGUGCCGAUCUUGCUCUCAUAGGUCAUCAGCCACGUGCUAAUGCUAAUACUGUGCUGUCUUACUAAAUUUCCAAACCAGCAGGCUGGUUUAUUUUCGAUGGCUAUUUCCAUCACAACUCUCUUUAUUCUUAUUUCGUUAGUGAUUAAUGAGAAUUGUGCCAGCGUGAGAUGACUGAUGUACACACUACUUAAGAGGCUAUACCUGCUUGCUCUUUCUUUCUACUUUAUAAAGAGCCUUGUGCCAUGCUGUUGUUCGGUCGUAACAGACUGUAACCUGUGACUUUUUUUUUUUUUUUUUUUAAUCACAAACGUAAAUGUAAACCUGAUUUAAUUUGCUAUGUGAGUACAUUAUCGGGAUGUAUGAGGGGCAAAAGGAUUUCAUGCACCAUAGUGUUUAUGUAAUUUGCUGUUUGUGAGUUACAUUAGUAAAAUUACAAAGAAUGCUUGAAAUACAAAGUAAUUCCCUCAUCGUGAUGCAAGUGUCCACACUCUGAUUGAUUUACACGGUUUUUGAGACUGAAAAUGAUUUGUGGGUAAAAUGUGGCGUGUGUUGACUUUACGUGAAUCAUUAUGAGUUUUGGGUAUUAGUUAUAAAUGAAACGUUAAACUACACUGUGAUGUUUUAGGGAUGACACACACCACAACGGCACUUAAAUACUAACGUUCAUGUAACAAGAUAUACAACUUUGUCCAUAACUAAUGACGUCUGUCUCUCUAUUUUGUAAAUGGUUAUAAAGCUAUGCACUUGGCUCAGCCAGAAAGAUUCCUUUAAGAGUGGUUCAUUUUCACCACUAUAUUCCGUACAGUUAUCAAAUUUUCAGUAUAUAUUGGAAAAUUUAAGAUGUCUAUGAAAAGCCAAUACAUAUAUUUAACUCUACCACAAAUUUCUUUAUUUUUCUGAUUAUAUUAAAUAUAGAAUUAUAGAUGAAUACUUCUAUUUUACGAUCACACAAAUAAUAUUGUUUCCAAAGUUUUCUUGACCUCAUGUUGUAUUAUUUGAUGUAUUAUUGUUUCAUGAUGGAUCUAAACCGUAUUUCUACACUCAAAUAUGGAUGUUUCAUAUUCUGUAAUGUAAAUUUGUUUAUGGAUGCAUAUUAAUGGACUAUUUGGGAGGAAAUAAAGGAAAUGUUGGGCAUCGUAUAAUAAA
Pangasianodon hypophthalmus (striped catfish) is the source of this 6160-nucleotide messenger RNA. It is a transcript of the gene eeig1b, whose product is annotated as estrogen-induced osteoclastogenesis regulator 1b. Lineage: Eukaryota; Metazoa; Chordata; Actinopteri; Siluriformes; Pangasiidae. The record is from RefSeq and is a predicted model, not a curated record. The transcript is spliced from 13 exons. Bases 345 to 1514 code for a protein of 389 amino acids.